GGAAGUCUAAGCUGAAGAAGCCAAAGUGCUGGAUUAAAAUAUGAACAGAAUUUGAUCUGAAGCAUAAAGAACACACAAGGAAUUAACAGCGACAUUUAUGUGGCAGGCAAUAAAAGUAUAUGAUACUGUAGAUGAGCCUGGUCAGCAUGUACAGGAAUAAUAGCCCCUUUGGUUAUGAUAACAGCAGCGAUGCAGGAUCACUCCAGUCCAAUGGUUACUCCACUAUGGAUGAAGUGUCAUCACAGACAUCAAAUCUGUCCAGGCCAAGUGCAAAGUCAAUUUACUUGCAGAGGCAGGAGUAUGCAGCAUCAAUAAACAAGAUGAUGGACAGAUUUCAGUGCAGAGUGGAGCACCUGAUCACUUGUGACCUGGAUGGGAAGGAGCUGAGAAACACUGGAGACUGUGUGGAACGUUUGAACCUGCUGAAUGAGAUGGGUCAUGUGUGGGGUCAGAACAUGAUACUGGAGGUGCAAGACACCAACCUGCUGCUCACGGACAUUGAAAACAAGGAGGAGCUGGAGUUGAUACCUCUCAGUGAUAUCCGGGAGUUCAAAGCCUUGCUAGACGCUGGAGUGUUUAAGUCCCUGCUCACAGUGUCAGUCCAGCCCAGGAGGAAACGUGACAUCACUGUCUUCAUGUUCCAGUGUGAGGAUGUCAGGGCUGACUAUGCUGAAAAAUACCUCUCACUGGCACUGUCGCGCAGGCGAGAGGAUGCAGGCAUCGGAAAUGAAGGACAUGAAAGAGUGAAAGCUGCAGUUAUCCCUAAACCCAAAGAACCAGAGCCUGCAGUUGAACCAGUGUUGCAGUGGAGUGAGCCUGACUAUGAAGAAGAGGAUUCACAUGAGCCUGAACUGAUGCUGCCUGAUGAAGAAGAGGAGGAGAAGGAGCCAUCACUACAGCUCUUCAUCCAAAAUGAAGAACCUCGGGCUCCUCCUCGAACAUACACAGAGACGGACAGGGAUGUGGAUAUUUUAAAUCACAUUGUAAGUGACAUUGAAAUCUUCAAGGGACAAAUAGCUGCAGUAGAAGCUAAAAAUGCAAAGAAGAAGAAGAAGAUGAUGAUGAAGAAGAAAAAGAAAAAAGGGAAAGACAUGGAGGGCAUGCCCUCUCAAGAAGAGUUUGAAGAAUGCCUCCACAAAUUCAAAUUUGGCUUCAACCUUCUGGGGGCGCUCAAAGGAAAGAUCAACAAUCCCAGUGCUCCUGAAUAUGUCCACUCCUUGUUCACCUCGUUAAAAUAUGUGGUGUCACACUGUCCUGAGGACCUGCCACCAACUAUUGUGGCACCUCUGCUGACACCUCAGUGUAUCCGUCUCAUGAGUGAAGAGGCAACCACAGAGGAGGACGAGCUGUGGCAGUCUUUGGGAGAUGCCUGGAACAUUCCCAGCACCCAGUGGCCAGAAGAUGAUGAGGACAUCCCAACUUACACCCCACAGUUCUUUGAUGGCUGGCAGCCCCCUGAAGUCACUGCAGAACCUGCACCCAGUGAACCAGUGAUCAGACAGAAGAGUCCUCAACCUGCUCCCAGUAAACCUGUGACCAGGCAGGAGAAUCUGCAACCUGCACCCAGUAAACCGGAAACAAGGCAGGAGAAUUGGCAACCUGCACCCAGUAAACCUGUGACCAGACAGGAGAAUCUGCAACCUGCACCCAGCCAGCCAUAUGCCAAGUGGACACCUACACGCACAAUCGAGCCAAAACUUCGCGACAUGCGUGUUAGGUCUGACUUCAUUUCAAGAAACGAUAGAGAGCUCACCGUAAGAAAAGGAGAAAUAGUUCAGCUGCUGGACAAGUCAAAGCAGUGGUGGAAAGUGAGAAACGACAGAGGGGAGGAAGGCUUUGUCCCUAAUAAUAUCCUGCAGGAUAGUCACGAGCAAUCUGAUGAAGAGGAAAUUUUUGCCUCUCCUGUCCUUACAAAGAGGUCCAAGCCUGCAGAAGUGAAAGCCUGGCUCGAAGACAAAGGCUUCAGUAAAAUCACCGUACGCUGUCUAGGUGUGCUGAGCGGCAUUACCCUUCUGGGGAUGACCAGAGAGGAACUGAAGACAGUGUGUCCAGAGGAAGGAGGGCGAGUCUUCUUCCAGUUACAAGCAGUCAGGUCACAGCUGGCUGCUGCCAGUUAAGUGAGACCAGUGACGGGACAUCGAAGAGGACCAAAAAAAGGUCACCGAUGGUCAGACACUGUAAGCGUUCAGCUAAUAACAGUUUACAGUUCAUAUUUUGUCUCAUUUGAAAUCAAUUAAAUAUGCUAUCAAUUAUAUUAAAUAAUGUUAUUGUAACAUUCAAAUAUUCAUUAUCUACCAUUCU
Molecule: messenger RNA, 2301 nt
Organism: Archocentrus centrarchus (flier cichlid)
Lineage: Eukaryota; Metazoa; Chordata; Actinopteri; Cichliformes; Cichlidae
Gene: eps8l3a
Product: EPS8 signaling adaptor L3a
Exons: 20
Coding region: 132-2117 (661 amino acids)
Biological process (GO): positive regulation of ruffle assembly; regulation of Rho protein signal transduction; Rho protein signal transduction
Cellular component (GO): plasma membrane; ruffle membrane; vesicle
Molecular function (GO): actin binding
Source: RefSeq, a predicted model, not a curated record